AUGUCUAUGAAAUUGCCACAGGCUCCAAACGCGGGUCUAUUCAAACAAGGCUACAGCAGUUAUUCCAACGCUGAUGGUCAAAUCAAUAAAUCCAUCGCCGCUAUCAGGGAGAUCCACCAGAUGUGUCUUACCUCGAUGGGCCCUUGUGGGAGAAACAAGAUCAUCGUGAACCAUCUAGGGAAGGCUGUUGUCACCAAUGACGCUGCCACUAUGUUGCGUGAAUUAGACAUUGUCCACCCGGCUGUCAAGGUCCUGGUGAUGGCCACAGAACAACAAAAGAUCGAUAUGGGGGACGGUACAAACCUGGUCAUGAUUCUGGCUGGGGAGUUGCUGAACGUCUCUGAAAAACUGAUCGCGUUGGGUCUAUCUGCAGUAGAGAUUAUCCAAGGUUAUAAUAUGGCUAUGAACUACACUUUGAAAGCAUUGGAUGAAUUAGUAGUGGAUGAAAUCACUUUGAAGAACGACCCGGACCAAUUGGCUAAGAUUACACGCUCUGUGAUUGCUGCAAAACAAUACGGCCAUGAAGAAUUACUGAGCAAGUUGGUCGCAGAGGCCGUCUCUCAUGUAUUGCCUUCCAAGCAAGACACCGGCUUCACCUCAUUCAAUGUGGACUCCAUCAGAGUCGUUAAGAUCAUGGGUGGCUCUCUGUCCAAUUCCAGUGUUAUCAAGGGGAUGGUGUUCAACCGCGAACCUGAGGGCCACGUCAAGACCUUGACCAGUGGUAAGAAGCAUAAAGUGGCAGUGUUUACCUGUCCAUUGGAUAUUGCAGCCACAGAGACCAAGGGAACUGUAUUGCUGCACAAUGCCCAGGAAAUGCUGGACUUCUCAAAGGGUGAAGAACAGCAGAUCGAUAGCAUGAUGAAGGCCAUUGCUGACAUGGGCGUAGAGUGUGUUGUUGCUGGUGCCGGUGUCGGAGAGUUGGCAUUGCACUAUUUGAACCGUUACGGCAUCCUGGUGCUGAAGGUUCCAAGUAAGUUCGAACUAAGAAGAAUAUGUCGUGUGUGUGGUGCUACUCCACUGGCUCGUCUAGGUGCCCCAACACCAGAAGAAGCCGGUACAGUCGACGUGGUGAAGACAAUGGAGAUCGGUGGCGACAGGGUCACUGUGUUCAAACAAGAAGACGACGAGGUCAGUAGGACCGCCACCAUCAUCCUGAGAGGUGCUACCCAAAACCACCUGGACGACAUUGAACGUGCGAUUGAUGACGGUGUGUCAGCUAUCAAGGGUCUAAUGAAAACAGAUGGUGGGAAGCUAUUACCUGGUGCUGGUGCCACUGAGAUCGAGCUUGUGUCACGCAUCACCAAGUUCGGUGAAAAGACGCCUGGUUUAUUGCAACUAGCCAUCAAACAAUUCGCACUGGCGUUCGAGAUUGUUCCACGCACACUGGCAGAGACGUCUGGUCAAGACGUGAAUGAAGUGCUGCCAAACUUGUACGCCGCCCAUAAUGAUGACUCCGGAUCCGGGAUUUACAAGGGUAUUGACAUCGACAGCGAGAGUGCGGAUGGGCUCAAGGAUAUCAGGGAAGAAAAUAUAUACGAUAUGUUGGAGAUGAAGAAGUUUGCAGUGAACGUAGCUACGGAGGCUGCAUGUACCGUGUUGUCUGUAGACCAGAUCAUUAUGGCCAAGAAGGCCGGUGGUCCAGCAGCUCCACCAAGAGGUCCAAAGCCAGGUAACUGGGACCACGACGAUUGA
Molecule: messenger RNA, 1692 nt
Organism: Maudiozyma saulgeensis
Lineage: Eukaryota; Fungi; Ascomycota; Saccharomycetes; Saccharomycetales; Saccharomycetaceae
Source: the annotation of a GenBank genome assembly